GGCUACUUGGCACCUUGGGAUCAGCUGAGCCAGCCGAGAAAAAUCGGUUAAAGAUACAAACAGUCAUGAUGAUGCACUUGCUCAUCCUUACGAUUUCCGGCUCGACAAUGACAAAGAUUCAGACGUCGUUUGGUAUCGCGAGGAUAGUCUUGGCCUAUCCCAACCUAGAGCGCAGCGUAGGAAGCAGGUACUCUCAGGUCGACCAGACUCCAAGCGCUCUGCCCAGCCUGAUGCCCGGGUCCAUAGGGCUGCCAUACGGCGAGAUGCAAGGGGGGUAUCCGCUGCGAGGCUACCGUACAUACUAUGUAUACGCUCGCGAGAUCCGGAUAAAGCUAGUAGACAGACUAACGCUACUUCUGGCUAGUCUACUGAUUAGCUUUAUCUGGAUCUCGCGAGUGUAUACGUCUACAUCGAAGCUUGGCCAAGGAGGCAAAAAGUGUUCGCUUGGUGAUAUCAUAGUAUUUGCUAGCAAGCAGUUCCUGACCAAAGUUUUCGAUGGUUGA
This is a messenger RNA of Colletotrichum navitas, 503 nucleotides long. RefSeq lists its product as uncharacterized. Lineage: Eukaryota; Fungi; Ascomycota; Sordariomycetes; Glomerellales; Glomerellaceae. Bases 66 to 503 code for a protein of 145 amino acids. The record is from RefSeq and is a predicted model, not a curated record. The transcript is spliced from 8 exons.